GCGCCGGUAUUUCCUGUCACAGGCUCUCAGACAGCUGGACAGUUUGGGGAUGUUUAUACCCGUAAGUCAGCGUGUGUUCUGACUCUCUCCCAGUGAAGUUGUUUUCGUAGUUCUAUUCCCCUCUUCGUUUGUGCUCGAGAGACACAAAACAGCAGCAGGAGCUGUGCGGAAGGAGAAGGGUGGGGGGGAAAAAAAGGCUUCGGGGAAAAGAUUGCUCUCCCGUGCCUGGGAGGAGAGACAUUCUCCGAGUGAACAUCCCCCAGCAGCUGCUGCUGCUGCUCCUCCUCAGGCGAGCUCCACCGUCCACCCACCGCCCCGCUCUGUCCUUUCAAACCGGCGACAUGGCCCUAGCUUCGUGCGGGAGAUGUGUCUCUGGGAACUUUUCGCGGUCUGAGAGUCAGCUUAAGGAGAGAAGUGAGAUUUGAAGAGGAGCUCGCAGCUGGCUGAAGCUUUCUUUAUGCGUUGAUCCCUGUGAGAUGCCUUCCAUGUUGCAAGAGAAAACUCAUGCGGUGAAGGAGGAUCAUGUGUUACGGCGCAGGUUUUCACUCUGUACUGGAUUGGCAACACCACAGAAAAUCGACCCUCGCAAGUUGACUCGAAACUCUUCUUUUGGAGGUUACAAUGGGAUUUGUCCUUUGACCCCAGACUCUGAAAUGGAAAAGAAUGGAUUUUCAGCUCUUACCGAUGAAGUCACUUCUACGCCCAUCUCCAGCAGUAAGUCUGAUUCAAAGUUGUACAACGGCUAUAACAAAGACUGUGUAUCCCACAUCUCUAAACUCACCAAGAAAGAAUCUUUGAAGGUUCAGAAGAAAAAUUACAGACAGGAGAAGAAAAGGGCCAGCAAGGAGAUGCUCAGUGCUUUGAAGGAUCCUUCUGUGGUUGUGAUGGAGGAUUGGCUGAAGAUCCGAGGCACUUUGAAGAGCUGGACCAAAUUCUGGUGUGUGCUCAAACCUGGUCUUCUGUUAAUUUACAAAACACCCAACAAUGGCCAGUGGGUGGGGACCAUCCUUCUCAACACCUGCGAGCUCAUUGAAAGACCCUCCAAAAAGGAUGGCUUCUGUUUCAAACUAUUCCAUCCUCUGGAUCAAUCCAUCUGGGCAGUAAAGGGUCCAAAAGGUGAGAAUGUGGGAUCAAUAACACAGCCACUGCCCAGUAGUUACCUGAUCUUCCGAGCUGCCUCUGAGUCAGAUGGUCGAUGUUGGAUGGAUGCUCUGGAAUUAGCUCUGCGAUGUUCGAGUCUUCUCAAACGCAGCACAGUUAAGGAUGGUGAUCUGAACAACUCAAUGGAUGCAACUCACUCAGGACUGUACAGUUUACUACGAAGCUUCAGUCCCACUCACCAGGAAUGCUUCCAUUCAAGCGACGCUGAAUUGGCGAACCACGUUCAGUACAAAGAUGUUGACAUGUACUCUGACAAAUCUGACCGAGAGAAUGAUCCUCACCAUGAUGGGCUGGAAAAUGACACGAUUGACAAGAGCAGCAGGAGUGAGGAAAGUGACACAGACCUGUCCGAAAUCCAGGGGGAGAUGAGUAGGAAGGACCCGCCAGAGACGACUUACAUAGUAGAAGAUUCAGAGGACUUUGGAGAAAUUGGUGAAACAACUCAGGCUGAAACUGUGACCGAAGAAAACAAGAGUUUGAUGUGGACGGUGUUGAAGCAACUUCGACCUGGAAUGGAUCUAUCUCGUGUCGUAUUACCAACAUUUAUCCUGGAGCCUCGAUCAUUCCUGGACAAAUUGUCUGACUACUACUACCACGCUGACCUACUGUCUCAAGCUGCUCUGGAAGAUGAUGCAUACAGUCGCAUGAAACAGGUUCUGCGUUGGUACCUGUCUGGGUUUUACAAGAAACCAAAGGGUCUGAAAAAACCAUACAAUCCUAUUCUGGGAGAGACUUUCCGCUGCUAUUGGUGCCACCCAAAAACUGACAGUCGGACGUUCUAUAUUGCAGAACAGGUAUCCCAUCAUCCCCCUAUCUCUGCCUUUUACAUCAGUAACAGGAAGGACAAUUUCUGUAUUAGUGGUUCCAUCCUAGCUCGCUCCAAAUUUUAUGGGAAUUCAAUGUCUGCCAUAUUGGAUGGGAAAGCACAGCUGCAAUUCCUUAACAGACAUGAGGACUACAUUAUCACCAUGCCAUAUGCACACUGUAAAGGGCUUUUGUAUGGAGCACUAACUCUAGAGAUGGGAGGGAAGAUAACCAUUGAGUGUGAAAAAACUCAGUACAAAGCAGAGCUUGAAUUCAAACUGAAGCCUUUCCUGGGAGGCAGUGAUGCUGUGAACCAGAUUGUGGGAAAGAUAACAUUGGGAGAGGAGACACAGGCCACACUUGAGGGGCACUGGGAUCGGGAUGUGUAUAUCCAUGAAAAGAAUGCUGGAUUCUCUGCUAAAUUCUGGAGUGUCACCAGUGAGAUUCGAAAACAGCGUCUAGCGCGGCAUGUUGUAUGUUUGGAGGAGCAGGACGACUUUGAGUCUGAAAGGUUGUGGCAGCAAGUGACGAGAGCAAUAAAGAACCGUGAUCAGGAACAGGCGACACUGGAGAAAUUUAUUUUGGAGGAAGCACAACGCAAAGCUGCCAAAGAACGUAAUGAUAAGCAUGAGGAAUGGGUGUCACGACUAUUCCAGCAGGAUGUGGUGACAAAGACCUGGCGGUAUAAAUUCACAGAUGUCAGUCCCUGGGAUCCAACAAAUGACAUUCAUCAAUUUGAAAAGGAUGGAAUCAUCCAGACGAACAUCCACCACAAAUCAAUAACAUUCAAGUCAACAGAUGUGAUCAGCAACAGCAGUCAAACUAGACGGCAGGGCUCUGUUCAGGAAUAUAUUGGGUGCAAAACCAGUGAUUGCCCGGCCCCAAAAGGGUCACAGAACACAGAGAGUAGUUGUUCGACACCAGAACCAGUACAAGAUGAUUCAUCCGAUGAGGGGUUGCUGUGUUCCAGCUGUAGAAAGGGAAUGAAUGAGCUCAAAGAUAUUCAUGCGGCCAUCCAAUCGAUACAGAAGACACAACAAGAAAUUCGCAGGAACGUUGCUACACUGAAAUGGCAAGCCUGUCAUCAACAGAACAUGUCACGGAUAGGGCUCCUGAACCCCUACUACUGGCUGGUCAUCUGUGUACUUGUAUCAUUCCAAUUAAUUAUCAAUUAUUUUUAUGGGUGAACAAAUGACUGCCUGUUCAAUGACCACUUUGAAAGUGUUGAAGACUGUUAACAGGAUUCUAUUGAGAAUGAUUGCAGAAUUCCAUGGUGUAAAAUGGAUUACCAAGGCAACCAUAUAUUAAACAUCUGAGGAGAGAGAUCGCUGGUGGGGUGGGGGGUGGGGGGGAAUUGCUUUGUUCAAUUGCAUCCAGGGUGGGAGCUUAACUGUGGUCAUUAUUCCUACACAGUCACCUCCAAGGACCACCAACCCUAACCUAGGCCUUAACGCUGAAGCCAAAUAUGACUUUUCAGAUGUGCAAUUUUUUUCCUUCUCCUUUCUUCUUGAUCUUUCUAAUCCAACAACAAUUUAGAAAACUUCCUCUCAACAGUAUUUAUAAACGGAGUAUAUGGUAAUAUUUGUGGUGUUCAAUUUGUAUACUGUUCUGAAUAUGAAUUUAGACACCGUCCAUGAAUGUGACAGACUCCUUCUGUCUGACCUACUUGUAUAGCAGUCUAUACUCAAAACAGCAAUGUAGAAUAUAUUUUGCACAUUUGUGAAUCUUGCUCUAAACUUUAGCACUAAGUAAGAUGUUCUUGAGCAGAAAGCUGUAAAGGAUUACUAUAGGUUUGAAAAGAAAUGCCUCCAGGAUGGCAAGAACCUAUAGGCACCAUCUGCUACUUUUCUCCUUGUGGGCUCAAUAAAAUAUCACAUCUGUGUAACAUUCUAUGAAUGAAAUGCACAAUAAUGUAAUCAGGUGCAAAUAAAUAAAACAACAUUUUUUAAACC
Hemiscyllium ocellatum (epaulette shark) is the source of this 3917-nucleotide messenger RNA. RefSeq names its product oxysterol-binding protein-related protein 8-like. The transcript has 22 exons. NCBI's taxonomy places the organism in Eukaryota, Metazoa, Chordata, Chondrichthyes, Orectolobiformes, Hemiscylliidae. Gene Ontology annotation, biological process: phospholipid transport. Gene Ontology annotation, molecular function: sterol binding. Gene Ontology annotation, cellular component: cytosol; membrane; intracellular membrane-bounded organelle. Bases 477 to 3152 code for a protein of 891 amino acids. The record is from RefSeq and is a predicted model, not a curated record.